Molecule: messenger RNA, 2493 nt
Organism: Xiphophorus couchianus (Monterrey platyfish)
Lineage: Eukaryota; Metazoa; Chordata; Actinopteri; Cyprinodontiformes; Poeciliidae
Product: extracellular calcium-sensing receptor-like
Exons: 8
Coding region: 16-2403 (795 amino acids)
Biological process (GO): G protein-coupled receptor signaling pathway
Cellular component (GO): plasma membrane
Molecular function (GO): G protein-coupled receptor activity
Source: RefSeq, a predicted model, not a curated record
UUUAUUCACUACCAAAUGCACACACUGGUAAACAACUACACCACAAAGCCUGAGCUACCAAGAUGCACAGGAAGCUUUAACGCCCGGGAUCUGCGCUUCUCCCGCACAAUGAUCUUUGCAAUUGAGGAGAUAAACAACAGCACAGAGCUGCUGCCUGGCAUCAGACUGGGUUAUCAGAUCUAUGACACAUGCUCCGCCGUGCCAGUAGCUGUACAUGUGGCAUUUCAGCUGGAAAACGGUCAGGACCCUGUGUUUUACAAAGGAGAUAACUGUUCUCAGUCUGGAGUGGUGGUGGCUGCUGUGGGAGACUCUGGAUCCACUCCAUCCAUCAGCAUGUCACGCAUCAUGGGGUCAUUCAACAUUCCUCUGGUGAGUCACUUUGCCACUUGUGCCUGCCUGUCUGAUAAACAGGAGUACCCGACUUUUUUCAGAACGAUUCCCAGUGAUUAUUACCAAGCCGCUGCGCUGGCCAAACUGGUGAAACACUUUGGUUGGACGUGGAUAGGAGCCAUCCAUUCAGACUCAGAUUAUGGAAAUAAUGGCAUGGCCUCUUUUCUAGAAGCUGCACUUAGAGAGGGGAUCUGUGUGGAGUACAUUGAAUCCUUUUAUAGAAGCAACCCACAAAGUAAGAUCCAAAGAGUUGCAGAUGUUAUCCGUAGUUCAACAGCAGUGGUUGUAGUAGUGUUUACAGCUGUUGGAGAAACGAAAGUUCUGCUGGAGGAACUGGCCCGGGAUCCUCCACCUCGUCAGUGGAUCGCGAGCGAAGCCUGGAUAACUGACUCAAACCUGAUGAGAUUCAGUUUCUGCACAGGGGCCAUCGGUGUGGCCAUUCAGAAAUCUGUGGUCCCAGGUUUGAGAGAUUUCCUUUUAAAUCUCUCUCCCUCUGAAGUUUCUGCGUCCUCAGUUCUCACUGAGUUCUGGGAGGAUGCGUUCAACUGCAGCCUGACAAAAGCUUCUAAACUAAACAAGAGAGUGUGUGAUGGAACUGAAGAUCUAAAAACCCUUAAAAGUCCGUACACUGAAACAUCUCAGUUAAGAGUUUCUAACAUGGUGUACAAGGCUGUUUAUGCAAUAGCACAUGCUAUACACAAUGUAAUAUGUGAGGAAACAAAUGCAACCACACAAUGUAAUAAAUACAUCAGACUGGAGCCCCAACAGGUUUUAACUGAACUAAAGAAAGUGAACUUUUCUCGAAAUGGCUAUCAUGUGUCAUUCGAUGUUAAUGGGGACCCCAUAGCUUUUUAUGAGCUGGUAAACUGGCAAAAGAGUGAGAAAGGUGUUAUUGAGCCGGUAACAGUGGGAUACUACGACGCAUCACUGCAGAGGGGGGAACAGUUUCGUAUCAACAGGAACCUAACCUGGCUGGAAGAUGGCACACAAGUUCCAGUGUCAGUUUGCUCAGAGAGUUGUCCUCCAGGAACUCGUAAAGUGUUGCAGAAAGGAAAACCAAUCUGCUGUUAUGACUGUAUACCAUGUCCUGAAGGAGAGAUCAGUAAUAUGACAGAUGCUCCAGAUUGCUUCCUGUGUCCCAGAGAGUUCUGGCCAAAUGCAGAGAGAGAUGCUUGUUUUCCCAAACCUGUGGAGUUUCUUUCCUUCGAUGAAGUCCUGUCAAUCAUCCUGACUGUAUUCUCUGUUGGUGGAGCCUUACUGGCCAUCAUUACAGCAGUGAUUUUCUUCUAUCACAGAACAACUCCAAUUGUCAGAGCCAACAACUCUGAGCUGAGUUUCCUACUUCUUUUUGCUUUGACUCUGUGUUUCUUAUGUUCAUUAACUUUCAUUGGAGCCCCCUCUGAGUGGUCCUGCAUGCUGCGGCACACAGCGUUUGGCAUCACAUUUGUUCUCUGUAUCUCCUGUGUUCUUGGGAAAACUAUAGUGGUUCUAAUGGCCUUUAAAGCUACACUUCCUGGUAGUAAUGCAAUGAAAUGGUUUGGACCUGUACAGCAAAGAAUGACUGUAGUGUCUGUAACUUUUAUUCAAGUUAUCAUAUGUAUCAUUUGGUUGGUUGUGAGUCCUCCCUUCCCAGUGAAAAAUCUGACCACCUACAAGGAGAAGAUCAUCCUGGAAUGUGCGUUAGGCUCUGCUGUUGGUUUCUGGGCUGUGCUCGGCUACAUCGGCCUGCUGGCUGUGUUUUGCUUUGUGUUAGCUGUUCUAGCUCGGAAACUACCUGAUAAUUUCAAUGAAGCCAAGAUGAUAACCUUCAGCAUGUUGAUAUUCUGUGCAGUCUGGAUCACCUUCAUCCCAGCUUAUGUCAGCUCUCCUGGAAAAUUGACUGUGGCUGUGGAAAUAUUUGCUAUUCUGGCCUCCAGUUUUGGACUGAUACUGUGUAUAUUUGCUCCAAAGUGUUUCAUCAUUUUGAUUCAGCCGGAGAAAAACACUAAGAAAUUUCUCAUGAACAAAAACUAAUCCCACAUUGUCAAAGACUUGAAAACACAAUCACUUUUUAAGCAGAGGUGAUGGCAACUCAUUUUAUUUCAAAAAGUUCUAGAAUUGGAA